Molecule: messenger RNA, 4776 nt
Organism: Fusarium mangiferae
Lineage: Eukaryota; Fungi; Ascomycota; Sordariomycetes; Hypocreales; Nectriaceae
Exons: 6
Coding region: 1-4776 (1591 amino acids)
Molecular function (GO): protein binding
Source: RefSeq, a predicted model, not a curated record
AUGGAUCCGUUAUCGCUUGCUGCUAGCAUCGCUGGCCUGGUGAGUCUCGCGGGGGCUGUUAUAUCAUCCGGUUACAAGUUGAACUCCAAGUUAAAUGAGGAUACGAGCGACACCAAGACGCUCGUUGUUGAGACAGCCAACUUCUCGGGCAUCUUGCUCGGUGUAAAGGCGCACUUAGAGGCCUUUCAGUCUCUGGAUGUUGAUCUGAAGGCUGUUCACAGUACUAUUGAAGACAGCAAGCUUACGAUAAAGCUUAUUGAUGAGUUGAUAGCCAAGGUCUCCAAGUCAAAUCGUGUUGAGAUGUUGAUCAAGGCUGGUGGGCGGGAGGAGCAGGCAGUCAAGCUGCUUCGACGUAUUGAGCAGUACAAGAUGUUCUUUGUUCUGUGCUUUCAGCUUGAGCAAAGCUCUCACUCCGAAACCCUCCAGAUCCAGAUGGAAGGUAUUGUGGCCCAGUUACAGUCACUAGGCGAAACUCAGAAGGGUGUUGAGAAGGCAGUUGGCCGAUUGGUAGAUGCUGGUCAGAUUCAGCAACAAGAAAAGAUCAUCAAGUGGCUUGGUACACCAACAGAAGAUGAACACGAUGAUCUGUGCAAGCAACGCGAUGCAUCCUCAGCAGAGUGGAUUUUGAAAAGGCGGGAAUACAACAGCUGGCUGUCUAGUCCGGGCUCGGCAUUGCUAUGUCUCAACGGAACACAGGGCUCGGGAAAGUCGGUUGUCGUCUCCAAGGUUAUCGAAUCGCUUCAAGAGUCUUCGCUUGAGCCUGGGAGUAACGCCGUCGUUUACCACUACUGUCGCUUCACCAACCCAUCCAGCCUCUCGCCUACAAAUCUAGUCGGGUCGCUCAUAGGCCAGCUUCUCAAACAAUCCUCCAACCUAAGCGUCCUCUUAGAAGUUGUGAACAAUAUCUACGAAAAAUAUCGCAAACGAUCAGCUCACCCAAGUCUCCAAGACCUGCAAUCUCUAUUCUCUGAUCUCUCUAACUACUUCGAGAGAGUUAUUCUUGUCAUCGAUGGCUUAGACGAAAUGGGUGGAUACUGGGAGAUCUUGGACUUUUUAGAGAUUCUACCAGAAGCAGAUACCGCGUUCAAGGUUUUGAUAGCGAGUCGAGCUGGAAUGGGUCUCGACGAUGCUUUCUCGUCCUGUUUCAAGAUCACAAUCACGUCAACAGACGUUGCAUCCGACAUUGAGAGCUUGGUCCGCAAGAAGCUCAAUAAGCGCCGAUUCCGCGGAUCUGAAGUUGAGGCUGUCAUCAAAGAGCUGAUCGUUCGCGCUGAUGGAAUGUUCAUCUGGGUCAUAUGUCAAAUCGACCAUCUUUCCCGCGUCCGAACAGCUCUUAGUCCAAAGCUUGUGCAGGCCCUACCCCGCAACCUCGAGAAGACCUUUGAACAAGCCUUUCAAACACUCGAAGAUGAAGAAGAGAAGAAACUUGCGAAGCGUAUCUUACAGUUUGUCAUGUUUGCUAACAAACCACUCGAUCUGUCAGAAUUGGUUGAAGGAAUCGCCAUUACAUCGGAUACAAAGACACUCGACGAUGUGCAAGCCAACUCGUUGCGUGAGAAGAGUUACGUCUUCGAGCUCUGUGGCAGCCUGGUUCGAGAAUCUCAGGCCACAUCCAAGAUUGAUCUGGCACACUACUCGGUGUAUCAGUUUCUGCAGUCUACCAAGAUCGAGGGCAACAGAGAGAACGAACUGUAUCUCGACAAGUCCAAUGGCAACCUCGAGCUUCUCACGGCUUGUAUUCGAUAUCUAACCAUCGAGAACGUCUCGGCUGGCGGAAUUGCCGAAGAGGUAGAAGCUGCACUAGAGGAUGACGAUCUGUACAUUAGCCCGGAAGUGUUUACAAACACGCCAUUUCUCCAGCAUGCCGUUAGUAACUGGCCAGCUUAUGCUUCGAAACUCUCAGAGGCUGAGCUAAAAGAUAUCUGGACGUCUGUUCUACUCCCCUUCUUCGAGCCUGGUUCGAACUACUUUAAGUUCUGGGUACGCAAGGCACGCUAUCUUCAUGGAUACUAUAAGUAUCCUCCAGGAAUCACACCACUUCACGUUGCAGCUGUUCAUGGACUGUCUGAUCUGGCAAGAAUACUUCUAGAAGAUACCCAUCUCAGCAAAGCUGCCUGGCAGAUAUCGAAAGCCAAAGUGGGAAGCAGGACGCCGCUGCAUAUGGCUAUCGAGAACGGUCAAAACUCGGUGAUCGAUGUGUUUCUGGAACUUGAUCUUCUCGAUUCAACAGACGAAAGAGAUAGAACCCCUCUACAUCUGGCGAUUGAGUGCGCGAACGAGGAAGCCGUUACUAGACUCAUCUCAGCUGGUGCAAAUGUGAAUCGCUGCGAAGCUGAUGGACGGACACCACUCUUCAUCGCCAUCGAGAAUAACUGGGACGGUCUGGCAACACAACUCGCAGAGAUGGCAAACCCAUAUAGAAUCAUGCCAGAUGGGCGCGGGUCACUCCACCUUGCAGCACAAACUGGAAGCAUGACGUGGUUGAAAUGUCUAAUGCCUGCAUGUCCCCCAAGAGCCAUAAACAAACCUGAUAUUCGUGGUUGGACUCCUCUACUCUAUGCUGUUGAUAGGGGCCAUUUGGAUGUCGUCAAACUUCUGUUGUCAAAUCCAAACUGUACAGAGGUCGGUGAUCAAAACGGAUGGACGCCUCUGCAUGCUGCUAUCAAGCAGCAGAAUCUAGACUGCGCUACAGAGCUUCUGAUCUCUAAUGUUCCGAAAUUGCCUUUCUCGGAAUACAGGGAAGAGCCUGAAGGAAGGGGGGGUGAACCUGACCCUGAGAUGACGGGGAAGUAUGGAGAGGGAUACAGGCCCAGGCAGUCCGAUGCGGCAACUAGAGGAAGCCCAAGUGACAGAUGGAGCGCCUGGGAACAGCAAUCAUCAUCUGGAUCCCGCCAAGCAGCGACAGUCUCGUCUCCAUUGCUUCUCGCAGUUUCGAGCAACUACAAGGCUGGGGUUGAAUUACUCCUUCGUCACGCCGAAACAUACGGUCGAAAAGAAAUAGGCUUGUUAGAGGAAGAUGGCGAGUGCCUCAAAGCGUCGAUGGUACAAGGCGAAACAGCCAUCUUCAAGAAGCUUGUCCCAGUCUCAACGGCAAAGAGUAUACUAGCUGUUCUGCCUGAUUGUGUCGCGAAGGGCGACGUAUUCUUGGAGAUCUUGAAACAAAGACUGGAUAGUGCCUUCGCACACCAGCAGCUUCUCACAGAAGCUUUGUCUGACGGCAGGCUGACUCAGGAGGUGGCGCAUAUGAUACUGGAUACCUGGCCUGUCCAAGCCACUUCACUUCCGGACAACAUACUUAAGCUCGCUGUACAAAUUGGAAACAACCAGGACCUACGCUUGUUGAAGCGCCUGAUAGAUGGAGGGGCCAAUACCUCUUAUGUUGACAAUGGCGACCAGACACUUUUGCAUACGGCAAUCGAUCAUCUCAAGUGGAUUGCUACUACCUUCAUGAUUGAGAAUCUGCCAUUUAGCAAGGAUAUACUGUCUAGUGCUCUCCACGGUCUCAUUGACGUUGCUCCAACACAAGGGAAAGACAUCAGUCCUGAGAUUCUCGCAAUCCUGAAUCUGCUUGUCGAAAAGGGCGCUGAUGUCAAUAGCCUAGAUGGAUCCAAACUCAGUGUUUGCCACGCAGCAGCUGGUAGAGACGACACUGCGUUCUUGAAAUGGGCGUUAGAGAACAACGCUGUACUGGCUGCCCCGACAUCAAGAGAUGAUACUCCAAUCACUGUGGCUGUGAGGUAUCGGAAAUAUGAGAACUUGCAGUGCCUUCUCGACAAUAUUCUUCAGACUGCGCCAGAGACCCUGGUUGAGUUUCUGGCCACGCCGUGUACAAGCUUUGGGACGCCCCUCAGACAGGCUAUUGAGCUCUCCGACAUCACGAGCUUGACCAAGCUUGUGGAAGCUGACAAGGCCGCCGAGUUGUUGGUUAAGACGGAUAUGGAUGAAUAUCAAAGCAGGCGGCUGACGGCUUUCACCGAUGCACUUUGCACUGCUAUUCGAAAGCAAUUGGACGAGGCUGCGGUGCUAUUGAUCAAACACAUGAGUAACAUCUCAUCGACAGGUUCAUCAGGGGCGACACCCCUUCAUGUGGCUGUGCAGCAGGAAGAUGAAAAGAUGGUAAAGGUCCUUCUCGAGAACGGGGCACAGUUGAACGUACCGCACCGCGACACGGGAGAAACGCCAUUCGCAGUUGCAACAGUUCUUAACCUGACGAGAAUAAGGGCUAUUCUAAGCGAGCGUCAAGUGGAAUUUCAGCCUCAAGAUAUCAUCGCAGCAGCCAAAGCAGGAGAUGAAGCCCUGGUUGCAAAGGUCUUGGCUGCAUAUCCCGAUGACUUGUACAAUCAGAGACAGGCAUUAUUCACAGCACGAAAGCUACGACAGAAGAAGAUUGAGAAGACCCUCUACGAAGUUCUGCCAACACAGGCUGCAUCUUCUCUGGUAGACGAUAUAACCAGGAAUGCAUACGGCGAUACAGUUCUCCACCAAGCAGUUCGUGCAAUGAACCCCGAGAAACUCAAGUCUUUGUGCAGUGGGGGCGACAGAGAGCUGUUGGAUGCUUAUGAUCUUGGUGGUGACUCUGCUUUGAUGCUUGCUAUUCGGAUGUGUCACUGGAGCGGUGCUGAGGUAUUGGCCAAAGAAGGGGCGGAUAUAGAUGAGGCUCUUGAGAAGGCGCAUGCCGCGAAGUGUGAACUUUGGAUCGAUAAGCUUAAUGAGCUUAAAAGCCGUUAUGGAAGGGUCAGACAACGUGUAUUCUCCACUGGGCAUGGUAGAGCUUAA